AGACAUAUCAGGCAGCGGCUAACUGCGGCUAGCCGUGUGUGCUAGAAGAGACAGGGAGCGACACAGGGACGCAGGGACAGGCCAGGCUGCUCAGCUCAGGGCUCCGUGCAUCACCUAGUCAUGGAGUAGCCACACAGACACGUUUCUCACAUUUACUCGAGCAAUUUCCACACCGCAUCCCCGUAUGAGAGACUGUUACUGCCGUUACGAACGAGGGCUGAGUGCGUCUGGAGCGAGCAAGGUCUGACCAUAUCACUGUGACCUCGGAUUUGUCACCAGUUCUCAUAGGAAGCUCCAUUCGAAGAUCAUCAUGAGUUCCCACGAGUCCAGCAUGAACACCCUUUCCCCGGAGAUGCCCGCCAUGUUCGACGGCAUGAAGCUGGCAGCGGUUGCCACGGUGCUGUACGUGAUGGUGCGCUGCCUCAACUUGAAGAGCCCCACCGCACCACCAGACCUUACCUUCCAGGACACGCCCCUCAAUCGCUUCCUCCUCAAGUCCUGCCCCCAGCUCACCAAAGAGUACAUCCCCCCUCUGCUGUGGGGCAAGAGUGGGCAUUUGCAGACUGCGCUGUACGGGAAGCUGGGCCGGGUCAGCUCUCCUCACCCGUGUGGAGUCAGGAAGUACCUCCCCAUGCAGGACGGAGCCACCGCCACCUUUGACCUGUUCGAGCCCCUUGGAGAUCACCAGACAGGAGAGGACAUCACCAUGGUGAUAUGCCCUGGUAUAGGAAACCACAGUGAGAAGCAUUACAUCCGCACCUUUGUGGAUCACUCCCAGAAAGAGGGCUACCGCUGUGCAGUGCUCAACCACCUAGGAGCGCUGCCCAACAUCGAGCUCACAUCUCCACGCAUGUUUACCUACGGGUGCACGUGGGAGUUCUCUGCUAUGGUGGGCUACAUAAAGCGGGCCUACCCUCACACCAAGCUCAUUGUGGUGGGCUUCAGUCUGGGUGGGAACAUUGUGUGCAAGUUUCUGGGAGAGAGCAGGACCAAUCAGGAGCGAGUGCUGUGCUGUGUCAGUGUGUGCCAAGGCUACAGUGCCCUCAGGGCUCAGGAAACUUUCCUGCAGUGGGACCAUUUCAGACGCUUCUACAACUUCCUCAUGGCUGACAACAUGAAGAAGAUCAUUCUGUCACACAGGCACAGUCUGUUCGGAGGUGCCUCACUCAAGCCCAUAGAAGCAGACCUGAGCCGUCUGUACACAGCCACCUCCCUCAUGCAGAUCGAUGACAACAUCAUGAGGAAGUUCCAUGGCCACCGUUCUCUGAAAGAGUACUACGAGAAGGAGAGCUGCGUGCACUUUAUCCACAAUGUGAAUGUGCCUCUGCUGCUGGUGAACUCUGCAGAUGACCCUCUGGUGCACGACUCUCUGCUCAACAUCCCCCGCACUCUAGCAGCCAAGAAGCCCAACGUCAUCUUCGCGCUGACGCUCCAUGGCGGCCAUCUCGGCUUCUUCGAGGGUGCCGUGCUUUUCCCACAGCCGCUCACCUGGAUGGACAAGGUCAUUGUGGGCUACGCUAACGCUAUGAGCCAGUGGGAGAAGCAGAAACCACAGUGCCAAAGCAGCCCACAGAGCCAGGGCGGGGCGUGCCUGGAGCAGAAAGCAUAGCGCCCCCACCAGGAGAACCAAUCCUGAACAACUGUUCCUCUCUCGGACCUGCCUUCUUCUGGUGCUGCCCUCUCCUGGUCCACUCAUGCCUUUACACUUCGCAGUAUACAAACUACGACUAAAGCCAGUUUGAACAAGUCCGUCAGUGGAGAUUUUCAUAUGCUGAGAGGUGGACUUGAAUAAUUAAGAGCACAAGAUCUUCCAGGAAGUGAAGAAAGUGCUACCUACGCCAAGGCCCUAUCUUCUGGUUGUCGUCUGCUGUCUUCUAAGCGGCCAAAAAUGAAUAUCUUUUGGUUAAAAUGAUGAAUUUUACAUAUGAAUCUUGAGUUCAGUAGGAUUGACUAGUUGCAGACCUAGAUUAGUUUUCAGGUAUUUCUGAUUUGACUUUUUUUAAUACAUUUCAAGAUACAUUAUUUGCCAGUGAAGUCAGAACAUUGUUCCAGAUUUAUUAAACCUUUUUCAAGGCAAUCUGGAAUAUCCCAAAACAAGUUAAAGGCACUGUACCUGAUUUUUACUGUCUUUAAAAUGUGAAAACUGGACUUAUUCAUUUUGAAUGGUUUGCAGUGGUCCAAAGUUCCUCACUUACCUAAUGCAUUGUGAGCAUCCUAAUUAUUCACUGACAUGAGCUUUAUUAAAACUUUUCACAACUCUCAUAGAUCAGAGUUUAGCCUUGAUGGCAAAGCUAACUACUAGCAUACUAAAGUGCACUUCCUGACAACUGUACAAUAAAACUCUGGAUAAUUAGACACACAAACAGUGCACAGGCGACUUAUAUUAACCUCAAGAGCUGCUUAUACAAAAUACUGCCUUUUAGUUGUACAUCAUGCACACAAUUAAAUAUAAUCUACAAUAUAUAAUCUAUAAUCUACUCAAACUACUGAAAUCCAGAUUCAUAUUUUGAGUUCAAAUCAUUUAAAUCAAAAUUAGAUAUUGACUUUUUGCUGUGUCUUCUGUGUAAAAGUGUGACUUAGUGUAGCUGUGUGUUCUGGCCUUGUGUUGUUUGGGUUCCUCAGUGCAGUCUGUGCUUUUGACUGUAAUACAUGUGCAGUAGUGCUGUAGUGCUUUUCCACGUACUGUAGGUCUGUUGCGUAACGACUGGCCGUACUUGAAAUGGUGUGAACCUCUGGCCGGGGCUGGGCCUGACCACAUUCCCAUGGGCUGUGUCAGAGCACUUUCCACCUGUCUGUGGCAGCAGUGCAGAUAAAUUAUCAGUGGUUUGUACGAGGAGAAGAGGAGAGGUUAUGCAAAUGCAUCGCACCAUUUGGAGUCUUGGCUGUGAGUGGCUUUGGUGACUAAUGGUAUUUUCUCGUGUAUGAGCUCAAAACACGUGACUACAACGUGACAGAGCUGUUAUAGACUGAAAACUCUGCUUAAUCUUUAGUUUCUACCUGGCAUCUAAAAAAAAGUACUGAUUAACAGAUUGGGAUCAGAUACAGUUGACCUGCACCUUUCUCUCCUUGAUGUUUCCAAGCCCAUGAGUUGUGGAAAUUUUAGUGGGGCGAGUUAGCAACAGAGGAGAAACUGUUUUAAUAAUCUGAGCUAAAAAAAAAAAAAAAAAAAAGGCUCCAUGGAUAAAAAUUUGGCCAAAAAGCAAAGAAACACAUUAGUCUGUUGCGCUGCCCUUUGGUCUGCCUCAGCACCACUCAGUUCAAAUAUUCAGAGGCAUUUUCUGAACCGAAUGUCAGUGCAUAACCUCUAACGCCGAGGGAGAGAUGUAGACUUGGUGUGACUCCAUUGGUCCCUGUGGUUUGUAGUGGCGUCGGUGUGCUCUGAGUGUGCCUGUGAUCAGCUGGAGGUCUGGUCCACCAUUUUACUUUGUGGUGUAAAAGUAUGGAAAAGAUCAACAUCAGUGUUCAGGGUUAGGGUUUUAUCUUGGGUUUCAAAGUGAAAUAAAUAAGAAUAUUUAUAAAUAAGAGCAUUUACUGACACCUGGCAGAGAGUCCCAUCUUUUGAAAAAAUAUAAAGUUUUAAAUGAAAUAAAUGAAUAAAAUAACACGCAGUAGAAAUCAUUUGAAGUGUGUGAACCAGACUGACUGAGCUGUGAGGCCUGUGAGCCACUGAUUCCACAUCUUUGACAUUGUAUUAUGAGAGAGACAUGUCCUUCUGUCCUCCCAAGGCGUCCUCCUGGAGCAGCCUUGUGGGGCAGCCUCCUGAUGGGGUUAUGCUGGGGGGGCCACGCUGGUCCAUCCUCUUGUGUGUUGUUGUAAGGGCUUGGGAGGAGACACUGUGGGCUGUGAAAGCAUAAGGGACGACAGCAAUGGACCACCAGACCUGAAACAGAGCCAAAAACAUGGAAAAUGGUGAUCUGAUUGAGAAUGCACCUGGGACAAUAAGACAUGUUCAUGACCUCGAAUGCCUUACGUGUUUAACCAGUGUUUGUGUAAAUCAGGACAACAAUAUCAAACAUAUCUAAAGCACUAAAGCUAUUCUAACGCCUCACAACUGUUCAGGGGCUCAUGUUCUGCUUCUAAUAUGCAGUAACCCGCCUUUCUGUCACACUAAGAACGGUUCUCAAAUAGGCUGUGUUCACGUUCUACAGUUUGAUGAUGUCAUAGUUUCAGAUUGAGGGAGGGGCCUAUAUAACCCUAUGAGAGAUUCACUGUUUAUGAAGGAAAUCUCCAAACUUAAGAUUUACAAAUGUUGAAACUAAUUUUGAUUUAGGAAUUGGCUCCACAAACCUGUCAUAUUUCUUUUCUGGAUUAAACUUCUUUCAGUUCACGACAAUCACGUCUUUGGUGAGGAAUAAUAGCACCACUUUCUGAAGAUGCUGUUAAAUUUAAAUUUCACACUCUUUCCUUGGUAAACUUACAGCGGGAGCAUCUCAGGAUGGAUCUUCAUUCACUCUAGAAUUCUGAGCCAUCCUCCAGCUCAGUUAAAACUAGAGGGUUUCUAGAAUGUUGUGCUGUCACGUCAAAGCAGCCUGUUCCGUUCUGAGUUGUGGCGUUGUCUUUGCGUGGCGUUACCCGUGUGCAGGCCAAGCUACAUGUCUUCUUGUGUCGUCCUACACUGUUCUAAACUCUGUGGUGCCAUCUGCUGUCAGGGAAACCUCACUUCAAGUGCCAGUCCUGAGGCCCACAUGCUCACAGUCAGGGGCCCCUCACAGUAUUCAGGAGUCCUUCACAGCUCAUAGUAUAGUACAGGGGCCCCUCACAGUUCAUAUAGUACAGUCCAGACCGGGCCCCAAGCCUAGGCCCCUGUCACCAGCAUCAGCGUGCAGCCAGGCCACAGGAACCACUAAUGUUGAUCAUAUUUUUGCCUCCCUUUUUUGCACAGUUUUGUCGAACUGGAUGUAAGUUGUUUUUUUUCAUUGUAUUAUUUUGUAUGCCAUUUUUAUUAUUACUUAUUUUAAUAUCUGAAGACGGGAGGGACUGACCAAAAAUCUAUGUAAAGAAAUGUUCUAUUGUUAAAUAAAGCUAUAAUAGAUCUAGAGAUGUAACUAUGUAAAGGGACCAGGGGGACACAUUCAGGCAAUAAGACAUCACUAUUUGAACAAUCCCAUAAUGCAGAGUUUUGUCAUCUUGGACUUUUUCAGCCGAGCUUUUUUCAUGUGCCCGUAUCUCUCCAAAUCCAGUGGUGUCGUAACUUUUUUCAUUUUUUACAACACUUUUUAUUGUUGUAAAUCAUUUCACUUUAUUAUUUGCAGUAUUUAUUGGUUUAAUUUGCUGUUUAGUUCAGAUGUUCAGAUGUAUUCAAGCUCACGUGCUCUCGUUCACCGGCGUUGAUCGGUGCUUUUGUUAAAGAUGAAUAUAUGUGGGAAAUAUGGUUAUUGUUGAAAAAUAAAUUAUUUUCUCAAAAGAA
Boleophthalmus pectinirostris (great blue-spotted mudskipper) is the source of this 5407-nucleotide messenger RNA. RefSeq names its product abhydrolase domain containing 2, acylglycerol lipase. Gene Ontology annotation, molecular function: monoacylglycerol lipase activity; acetylesterase activity. The transcript has 11 exons. Gene Ontology annotation, biological process: medium-chain fatty acid biosynthetic process; sperm capacitation; medium-chain fatty acid catabolic process. The record is from RefSeq and is a predicted model, not a curated record. Gene Ontology annotation, cellular component: sperm flagellum; sperm plasma membrane. The coding region runs from base 311 to 1609 and encodes 432 amino acids. Lineage: Eukaryota; Metazoa; Chordata; Actinopteri; Gobiiformes; Gobiidae.